AUGACCAGGGAACUCGUCACAGCCGUGCCGGAGAACGUGCGGAAGCAUCUGCCUCCUGCACCAUCUUACAAUCGUAUCCACUUCGAACUCUCCGGAUCGGAACCACCUCAACCGAAGAUUAACCUUGGGUCCAUCUACGGCGCCGGUAUCCGUGGCCUCGUCAACAAUUGGGUCGACUACCCUUUUAGUAUCCAUGAUGAUCCGCCGCCGUACCUUGAAAGAGACCGGGACCAAGAGGUGGCUGGUGUAGCCUCGAAGAGUAGCUCAGGGCCAGAGCUGUACUGGAAGACAUCUCCAGUCCAGGCUACCCUCUUGCACGAAGCUGUCAGUUCUCAGGCUGUCACCACGGCUAAACGAAAGCAGGCUGAAGCAGCAUCUUCGUCAUCAGACGAGGGAGCUGUAGUCCACAAGCACCCACGUCAGGCUACUUCUGAUUCGGAUUCAGAGCCUGACCGAGGUGGCCGGAUGGCAGCUUUUCAAGCACAGCUGGCUCUUGCUCAGGAGCUGUCCCCUACCGAGGCAGAUCCAGAGUCCACACCACCAGACGAAUUGCAUUACAAAAUGGUUCAUUUCAUUCUCUACGCCCUCCGGCGGGACGGAGAUGCGAUAGCCAAUUACGCGAAGGACUUCAUCGAAAUGGGCCACAACGUCAAUGCUCGGGAUGACAGGGCCUUCCGCGCGGUUAAGCACCGAUGCUACAACUCCCUGGCUACUCAGUCUGCCCGCCGUGGGUUUCGCAUCCUGUCGACGCCGACGCCGGACCAGAUCAGCCACCAAGUCAAGAUGCUGCUGGAGUGGUUGGACGACGCCAUCUCUGAAGAGGCCUACGCUCUGGUUGACCGCCAUUAUGCUUGCUUGGCCGAAAUGGCUGCACAAGCUGAAGAAGGUAGUAGAUUCGUGCAAGAGGAGUUUGAGAUACGCAAGGCUGACUUCUACGCGGCGGCGUUUUGUGUGGCUGAUGGGAUCAAGCGUGGUUGUCCGAGGAGGCCGUCAAUUCUUUGUGUAGAGGUCAUCCCUCGUCUUUCUCAAGCAUACAGCUCUUUUAGAUGA
Lasiodiplodia theobromae is the source of this 1050-nucleotide messenger RNA. RefSeq lists its product as uncharacterized. The transcript is spliced from 2 exons. The record is from RefSeq and is a predicted model, not a curated record. NCBI's taxonomy places the organism in Eukaryota, Fungi, Ascomycota, Dothideomycetes, Botryosphaeriales, Botryosphaeriaceae. The coding region runs from base 1 to 1050 and encodes 349 amino acids.